CGGAGCACUACUUUCCGUGACGUUUAACACAGUCUUCUGCACGGUGACUUGCAAUUCAUUUAAAACAGAUUUUUAACUGCUGGAAGUAAAUUGCAUGCGUAGAUCAUUAUUAACAUUAACACAAUCGCUAGUUCGUAGUUGUCGCGACUGGCCGACAGGUUUGAAAGUUCGUACGUGCUUCGUAUUGAACAGAAACACGACGAUGGCACACGUGAAAACCCUCGUUGACAGCAAAAUCGCUGACAAGAAAGUCAUCAUCUUCUCUAAGUCCUACUGUCCUUUUUGCACCAAGGCAAAACACGUGUUUUUAAGACUGAUAGAGGAGGGGAAACUAUCCUCUGAUGAUUAUGAGGUGAUGGAAAUUGAAAAUAACCCAGACUGCGACGCUAUCCAGAACUACCUGCAGACAGUAACAGGUGCAAGAUCAGUUCCACGGGUCUUCAUUAAUGGAAAAUGUAUUGGCGGUGGGGAUGAUGUGGUUGCUGCAGACAAGGCUGGAGAAUUGGUGAAAAAGCUGCUGUGAGUUGCAAGGGAGUGUUGGCUUGCGGCAUCCUCUCUCCAUCAUUCACACCCAGCAACAGUCUUUUAACAAUAUCUGCCAUUUAAAAACAAUCUCAAACAAAUGCACCAAACAUCAACCGAGAAAUUUAUCCUUUUAGUAAGAAAGAAAUCCUUUUAUAAUUAGUAGUAUACUAUUUAAUAGUGAUGUGCUUAAGAAGAAUCAUUUUAUAGUGGAAAGUAACCCUGGAACUUGACAGCAGCUGAUGGAGAACAUUUAUAUUAAAAUGACAUUGUGUAAAUGUUUAAUGAGUUAUUAUGAUAUAUACAAUGAUGUUUACACCAAUGUUGAUGCCAUAUUUUAAUUUUAUGCAACAAAUUCAUGCAUCUCCAAGGUUAGGGUGCAGUUAGUAAAUAAAACAUGAAAGGAUUUUUGUUUUGGAAUAGCUGCCAACAUUUAGGGAAAAUGCAUUUAACCUGAAACUCAAUUCUUAGUUACUUAUCGAGAAGAGGAUUUAUUUUGCAAUCAGUUUAGUACAUUUCUCAAGUUUCCAUGUACAAGAAAGUAAAUAGAUAAAUAUAUUCAGUCCUAGAUAAAUAGAUAAAUAUAUUCAGUAAGCACACCAUUAUAGUCUAUGCAUACCUCUUGAUCUUUAAAUUGAUGAGUUUUUGUAUUGAAACUGAUUUCUUUAGUCUGUUCUGGCACUAUUCAGGUAACAGUUUUUGUUAAAAAAUGCUCAUAUUACACAUUAUAAAAGUUGUUAGUACUAACAUACCCAGUUUGGAAUAACUCUAAAUGAGGCAAUGUUGUGUCCUUUAUUGGGGAAAUGAUAAUGUAUUAGCUUGGUUCAGGGCUUUGAGGGCUUAUAUAGCAAUAAUGUCAUACAUGUUGGUGGAAUGUAUCUUUUCUUCAUGGUAUGACAGGAAUGUAAUAGCUUAAAGCCAUGAGCUGAAGAGUUGGAACAAAGUCUUUCAGUUUUUGUAACAUCUUCAGGGAUUGAACUCUAUAAACCUGAGCAGCACUAACUGCUUUAUGAUUUUUGACAGGAAUUAGAAACAUGUUUUGAGUGUGAGCUAGUUUUAGGAUCUUUAGGAUUUUGCGUGUUUGUGAUGGAUUGACAUUUGUUACUAAACACUUCACGCUUCUAACCAGUGUACCUGUAACUUUGAGGUGUAUUUACUUUUAAAAUAUUUUAAUUCACACUUAUUGAGAUACAUCUGACCAUUAAUUAAUUCUGAUAACUUUGUAUUUUUACAGCUUCUGUACUUUUUCCAUCAAUAAAGAGUUUUAUUUGUAAGAUUUUUGAGGGUGUGAAGUAUGGGUGAGUGCUACAAGUGAGUGUACAUUGUCAUAAAGAGGAACAUACUGUACCGUGAAAUUAUAUUACCUUUAUUAUGUUUGUCAAAAUGUUAAUGUUAUAAUAAAUUAAUGAAUUUGUUACAACUGACUAAUAUGAGAAGUUACAGAGGCAGUAUCAUCAUUUUAAGUAACAAGAAAAAGAAAAUGGUCAGUUUAAGUGUUAACUUCAUUUGAAGUUUCUUGAAUUUGGUUCUCCUGUGCUAACUCUUGGCUUGAUUCAGGUUUGAUCCUUGACUCUCUGUUGCUGUGUGUAAACAAGUGAACGACAAAGGGGAGCUCACCAUAGUCUUGCGGCAAAUGGAAGUGACUUCCCUUGAGAGUGAGGAGGAGUGGACUAAACACUUGGAGGUCAUGUGAAGACUAGGAAAGCACUUGCUCCUCCAUUUAACACAGAACAGACUAAUGGGCUUUCUCUAUCAUUGUCUAGCCCAAUUUGUGCUAUUUCAUUCUCUUUUGUGUGGAUCAAUACACCCUUAACAUUUAGUGAAUUAAACUUUAAAUAGUUACAGCAAAAUAGCUGCUUUCUACAAAGAUUGUCGAUUCGGCCAUUAACUAAUUUGACCCAAGCUGAUUCAGCUCAACCCUGAAUAAAUUUGACUGUCCA
Messenger RNA from Pomacea canaliculata, 2462 nucleotides. Its product is annotated as glutaredoxin-1-like. The transcript has 2 exons. Gene Ontology annotation, biological process: cellular response to oxidative stress. Gene Ontology annotation, cellular component: cytoplasm. Gene Ontology annotation, molecular function: glutathione disulfide oxidoreductase activity. Bases 95 to 523 code for a protein of 142 amino acids. Lineage: Eukaryota; Metazoa; Mollusca; Gastropoda; Architaenioglossa; Ampullariidae. The record is from RefSeq and is a predicted model, not a curated record.